Molecule: messenger RNA, 549 nt
Organism: Adineta ricciae
Lineage: Eukaryota; Metazoa; Rotifera; Eurotatoria; Adinetida; Adinetidae
Source: the annotation of a GenBank genome assembly
AUGAAAUUAGUUUAUUUCAAUAUUUUAAUUUUACUUGUCUACUUUUAUGGUCAAGUAUGCUCAAAACCAACAGUUCGAAAUGAAACGAUUCAAAAUAAACACGGUAACAGUACCGAGCGAUUAUUAAAGUCUCGAAUCUGUUAUAAUGACGGUGACUGCAGCGCUCAUGAACAAUGUCGCGAUCGAGUUUGUAUAUGUGUAGAUGGUUGGGUGACACAAAAUGAAAAAAAACCUUGUUCAUACGAGCAAAAAUCGAAAUGGACUGCUUUUUUACUCUCCUUGUUUGUGGGAAGUUUUGGUGCUGAUUGGUUCUAUCUCUCUCGUAGCACUGCUAAAUACAUAGUGGCCGGUGUUUUCAAGAUACUGGUAUCAUGCGGAUGCUGCUGUAGUAUGCUAGCGGCAGGGUGUGGGAAAGAGAGUUCUAUCGGAGCAUUCUUCCGGUGUUUGCGAGUACUUGCUGGUAUUGCUUCAAGUAUUUGGUGGUUGACCGACUGGAUUCGAAUCUUAGCUGGUUCCUUUCCUGAUGGCAAUGGUAUUGCUUUGAAAUAA